This is a messenger RNA of Entrophospora sp. SA101, 954 nucleotides long. Lineage: Eukaryota; Fungi; Glomeromycota; Glomeromycetes; Entrophosporales; Entrophosporaceae. The record is from the annotation of a GenBank genome assembly.
AUGGAUAGAAAUAACACUAUGAAUGAGACUUCUGAUGAACGUCGACGAAGACUUAAUCGUGAACGACAACAACGUUAUCGCAAAAACAAAAGAAAUGUGGAUUCAGAUGGCCCUACGGAACUUGACCACCCAGGAGAAAAGAAGGUAUGUAUGCAAGGUGUAGUUAGUGACAUUAUGGAUGAGACUUCUGAAGAACAUCAACAAAGACUUAAUCGUGAACGACAACGGCGUUAUCGUGAAAACAAAAGAAAUGUGGAUUCAGAUGGCCCUACGGGACUUGAGCAAUUUUUAGAAAAUAACAUGUCUACUGCUGAGCAAGAAGUAGUUAUUCCUCCGACUACUGUUCUUCUAAAAACAUCAAAAGCGCGUGUUUAUCCAUGGUGUUCACAAGAUGAAAGAAAAAAAGGCACAUCUACACGAUCACCAAUUUUUACAACAUGUUGUGCCAAAGGCAAGGUUUCUCUUCCUCCUAUUGAGGAAUUACCACAUCCUCUCAACAUGCUUCUUACUAGGACAGAUCCAAGUGCACGUUUAUUUAGGAAAAAUAUUAGGUCAUAUAAUUCAGCUUUGGCUUUUACAUCUAUGGGUGCAAAGGUUGAUAAUAGUAUAACAGGAACAAGUGGUGUUUACAGCUUUCGUGUUCAUGGAGAAAUGUAUCAUAGCAUAGGCACAAUGCUUCCUGACAAUGAAGCUCGCCCUCAAUUUGCUCAAAUAUAUGUGUAUGAUACUGAGCAUGAAUUGCAAAACAGGAUGAAUGUAAUGCCUAAUCUUGAUCCAGUUAUUCUUGAGGAGCUUCAGCAAAUGUUACAUGAUGUGAACCCAUAUUGUGAAAUGUUCAAACAAGCUGGAGACAUUGUAAGAUUAAAUCCAUCCUUGGACUUGCAGAUGGUAAUCACAGAUAGUAGAAAAGAAGAUUCUCUCAUGGACAAUUAUAUGUUGCCUGUUCAAGAGUAA